Molecule: messenger RNA, 1984 nt
Organism: Meleagris gallopavo (turkey)
Lineage: Eukaryota; Metazoa; Chordata; Aves; Galliformes; Phasianidae
Source: RefSeq, a predicted model, not a curated record
AUUUCUCUUAUCUUUCCAGACAACUAUUACGGCACACCGAAGCCUCCAGCAGAACCAGCUCCAUUAUUGGUAAAUGUAACUGACCAGAUCCUUCCAGGUGCCACUCCUGGGGCUGAAGGCAAACGUAAGAGGAAUAAGUCUGUGAGCAAUAUGGAGAAGACAGGUAUUGAACCACCUGAGGAAGAAGAGGAAGAAAGACCUGUGGUCAAUGGAAAUGAUGUGACAGUAACACCAGAAUCAAGCGAACAUGAAGACAAGAGCACAGGUGUCUCAGGUGAAGUAUCUUCUACCCAACCAUGCCCUGCACCAGGAUAUACUCAGCCUGAAGAAGCAAAGGAGGAUAUGGAUGUAACAAAACAAACAAAGCCUGAAGAGAAUGAUGACUUGGGCCCACUGCCUGAUAACUGGGAAAUGGCUUAUACAGAAAAAGGGGAAGUCUACUUUAUUGACCAUAACACAAAGACAACAUCAUGGCUGGAUCCACGACUUGCGAAAAAGGCUAAACCUCCAGAAGAGUGCAAAGAAAAUGGUAGGUUAUUAAGUUUUCGUUGCUGCUCAGAGGGGAUUUGCCUUUGUGUGUGUGUCUCUCUCAGUUCUUACAAAAAUCAGGCAUUUGGGGGAAUGAUGAAAGGUGUUUAAUUGCUGCUUUGGUUACAAGCCAUAAGUGAUACCAAUUCUCAGUGUGCCAUGUGUUUCUGCUUUUUAUUCCCCUUUCUGAUGCUAUCCAAAGCUGAGGAUCACAAGUGUGUUUUCUGCCUGUUGUGUGUGUGUGACUCCGGGACUGACCCUCUCCCUCAUCUCCUACGGAGAACUUUGGUCUGCAGAACAGAAUCCCUUUUCAGAUUCUGAGCUUUUAAUCUACAGGCGAUUCAAUGCAUAAGGGAAGCUAGCAGCACCGUGGGAAUAUGAAUAUUGUUUGAUUUGUAUUUAAAGGUACAGUGCUAUGCUGUUUAGUAGCCAAUUUAAACAAAAUAGCGUCUGAUAAAGCACCGUGUGGGAGGGAGAAAAUAGAUCUGUGUCUGUCCGAGUUUGUGACUGCAUUUGGGGGUACUGCGUUGUUAAGGCUUUUAAAUUUAUCAGUGUAAAUAGCAUGGGGAUGCUUAGAGGAGCUGCGGCUGAAAUGCAGGAGAGAUGAGUUGUAUAUCGACUAACUCUACAAGAGAGAUGGAAUACACAUCUCCUCAAACUACUGCUUAUGCACUCAGUAUGAUUUUUAUUUUUCCUCUAGUAAAGUUUCAGGAAUCAGAAUCAUUUAAUAAAGCCAAAUUAAAUAUGCACAGUGGUGGAUCUUUUUCUGAGGAGUUUUGUUUUACUGUUUAAUACUUCAGUGUUAAUUAAAUGAGCCAGUUAAGAAGGAAUGAUUUCUAAAGAAUGCUUCUUGUUUUGCUAUUAUGAGAUAUAGAGAAUUAGAUGCAUGCAUGCUAUUUACAUUAUCUCAAAGCAUUUUAGUAUUUUAAACUGACUGAUAGGCUUUCAUGUACUGCGUCUGAUUUAUUUUAAAUUUUUUAAAAUGAUUACAUUGUUUAAUGUAGAUAUUAUUAAUUGAAAGAAAACUCAGUGCAAUUUUGGGCUGAUAAAGUGUCACUGAAGAGUUGCUGGUUGUGUGAAAUUUAGGGGUAAUGAUUUGAUAUAAACUGUUCCAUUUUUGCAGACGACUUCUUUUUUGAAAGGUUGCUUUAUUCUAAAAAUCCCUUCCUUAUUUCAGCAGUAAUUCUGACGUUCUCUUCUGACAUCAGAAAUUAUAUGUCUGAAUGAUUUUGUGAUGCUUAUUCCAGCACUUACAACAGUAGUCCCUGGAGUAAAUUCUGUACUGAAAAGUGUUACUGAAACAAAACAAGGGCACAGGAAUUCUGUAUUAUAGAUCUCUCUAAUUACAUAUAUGAAGGAAUACUCACAGAAAAACCAGGAGAAAAAUCUAGCUAUAUCUAUAAAGUAACAUACCAUAUUACUUGGAGUGAAUGUGUGUUGCUUUUUCUUUUUCUUU